Symbiodinium sp. CCMP2592 is the source of this 1725-nucleotide messenger RNA. The record is from the annotation of a GenBank genome assembly. Lineage: Eukaryota; Dinophyceae; Suessiales; Symbiodiniaceae.
AUGGGGAACUGUGCCUCCAGUGACCAGAGCCAUGUGAGUCAUGAGCGUGCCUUUCCCAUGUGGGUGGUGAAGGUAUCGGACGCGAUGGCCAUGAGCGGAGUGCCACAGCCCCACGAAGUUCUUCAAGCUUCUGGACUGCUCGUGAAGCACCGGCCAGGCAUGUUCUGCAUCUUCGUGUCCCACCAGUGGCUGAGCCGGCAUCAUCCAGACCCUACCGGAGCUCAGCUGAAGGUCCUGCGGCAGGUAUUGCUUGGCAUCACCAGCGGUUCCAUGGCCUUGCAGUCUGACAUCGUCACGCAAUUCUACAAGGGAAAUCGCAAGAUGCUCCGGGCGGAACGCGAUCAGAUCCUGCAAGGGUACCUAUGGCUGGAUUGGUUCUCGGUGCCUCAAGACCCGGACUCAGCAUCAGAAAGGCGCCAGGCAGUGCAGUCGAUCCCAUCUUAUGUGGACGUUUGCGGUGCCUUUGUUGCCUUGGUUCCAUGCCUGCACCACCAUGAUUCCGGCUCACUCUGCGAUUUCGAGACGUGGUUGCACCGUGGUUGGUGUAGGUGCGAACUGUGGUGUUCGCAGCUCUCCAACCACAGCCGACUGCCCAUGAUCACAGUCAAUGGUCCCAAUGAUGCGGAGUUUGCCAUGCCGAAAGACUGGGUUUUUGCACCAGCGGACGAGGGUGAGUUCACGGUCGAGGAGGACCGGCUUGCCAUCAAGGACGUUGUUCAGGUUUCUCUGCAAGCACGAGUGUCAUUCCUCGACAAGCAUGGAGAAGAGCCUGGAUUGUGCAGAUUUCUCAAAGGACUACGUGCGAAGAAAUUCGGACAAGCCAGCUCAUGGCCUUUAGACUAUUUCCUGUCGUAUUUUGGCUUUCCAAACUUGCAGACGGCAGUGAAGAUCAAAGACAUGGGCGCGUUACACUGCGCAGCUAUCCUGGAUGAACCUUCUCUUAUGCGCCCGCUGGUAGAGGCAAAAGCUUCCGUGGGAGCGAAGUGCAAGAGCAUACUCACCAUGGACAUCUUGAGAUUUGCCCCUCUGAUUCUGGCAAUUCAGUUGAACAGCCUGGCAGCUGCCAAGGGGCUUCUCAUGCUUCGAGCUGAUCCGAAUUCCACCUGCCCAGAGGGUCUUCCUCCCCUUGGGCUUUGCAGGAGUGCCGAAGCGGUAGAUUUCCUGCUGCAGCACAGAGCGGAUGCUAAUCAGCGCGUGGCUCCGCACAUGAUUAGCCCAGUGGCGUAUGUUUGUUCCAGGACUUCGCCAGUCGAGGUUGUGGCUCGACUUCUGGAAAGACGGGCGAACGUGAACGACUCUCACGGCGGUCACUCCAAGUCGCCCUUGACAUGCACGACACUUUUUUCUAAGGCCACUCCCCGGGUGAGCCUCGCUCAUGCUAAGUUGCUGCUCGAUGCGAGGGCGGAUGUGAACCAGCCGGGCUGCACGACGGGCCUAUUCCAGAUGCUGGAGCUGGGCUCGAGGUUGGCAAACUGCUGUGGGAUGGAUGGGCCCCUGCUCCGAUACCUGGCCGAGUCCAGCUCAACUCCCUUAGGCUUCGCAGCUCUGCUGAACAAUCGUCCUUUGGCGUCUCUGCUGCUGGCAGCCAGGGCUGACCCGGACAUCCCCAACAGCCGUGGCCACAGCCCCAGGCAAAUGGCCAGCGUGGAGAUCCGACAGCUCUUUGACGAGCCCCUUGCUCUCAAGGAGGACCCAGAAGACCCAGUGGUGGUGGAAUCUUUGUGA